This is a messenger RNA of Phytomonas sp. EM1, 5103 nucleotides long. Lineage: Eukaryota; Euglenozoa; Kinetoplastea; Trypanosomatida; Trypanosomatidae. The record is from the annotation of a GenBank genome assembly.
AAUAUAAUUGUUCUAUCUCAAUAUACAAAAAAUAUUACCUGAUGAACUUCGUUCAAAGAUUUUCCGGAUCCCUAUGUUCGUACCAACUACACGACUGAUCAACCCCUGUUCCAAAAAUAUUGGCAAAUCAUCUUCGCGUUGCUGUUAGGCGUUUUUAUAAUCUUGGUAGUAGCACUAUUUCUUUGGGUCAGGAUCUACUUCAAAGAAGGUGAGCAAGAAAAACGCCGGAAGGAAAUCGAGGCGAGCAUUCCGCACCUUAUCGAUGUCGAUCCUUACAGCGCACUUAAUAAAGAUUGCAGCAUCAGUGAUGAUGCUGAGAACCAUCAGAACGUCAGCACGAGCAAGCAACUGUGAAACGGUGAGAUCCUCCUCACAGUCAAAAGAAAAAAAGAUACAUAAAUUGCUUUAGAAAUGUUAUUUAGGUCUCGAUGAUUAUACAUUUUCGCCUAUUUUAUGCGUGUGUAUGUUUGUGAUUUUUUAAACCUUUUCCCUUUUUUACUGAAAAUACACACAAAAAAAGGCAAAAUGAAGCGGAUAAAUGUGUUCGGUCUAUAAUGGACCUACAUAUUACAGAAUUAUAAAUAUUCCUGCUUAUUGUAGAAAUAUCUUGUCUAAGAAGUCCAAGAACACACGUUAUCACAGAGUCCUAUGGGUUCCAUAUUUACUCAUGCACGAUGGAUAAGCGAAUAAUCACAUAUCAAUUGCUUUAACUUCGUUUAUAUAACCUUCUACGGAAUUUAUCCCACACACCGUUUGGGUUGGUGGUGAUACUUUUUCCCUUUCAUUUCCAUAUUUUUGGUUUAGUUUAAUACAGAACUAUGAUAAGUUGCUGUUUUUUUUUUGAAUGCGUAGAAUAUUUGGGGGAUUAAAAAAAUAUAUCAAACUAUUUUUGUGUUUGUGACUUUACUCUUUCUGCUGCUUCAUCCGGUUCGAUAGUGUGGAUUUAAGCGCCUAUAGAAAUGUGUAUAACCUUUUCAUCGAUAAUAUAAGGUCUCAAAUAUUAAAUUAUAUCGGAUUACUGAGAUAUUUCUCCUCUUUCACUUCUCUCAUGAGACUCCUCUUUCUCGCAAACAAAAAAAUUAUCAUUGUAAUUAAUAUAUUAAAUCUGAAUUGCUUAUUUUCGACCUUUAUUCAUGGUGUAAAGAGGGUGAGGAGGUAAUAUUAUGUAAAACGCAUUCUGUGCUGUCUUCCUAUUCAUAUGCUUAAAAAAAAAAAAAAAAGAACUAACAAUACUAAGGUCAAGAUUCUGAAUCAUUUCAUUUACUGAAUCAAUAUAUCCUUGUCCUUUGUGCGUGAUUCAGGGUGUGAUUGCUUGCUUUCUUCCGUUUUGCCUUCUCCCUUUCCGUGGUUGCCCCCCUCUGAAAAAAAAAAACCCACUUCAUGGGAGCGCUACCGAGUCGAGAGUCCAACGAGGACCCCGCGUCCUUCUUCCCCUGCGAUUGUGGACGACACGUCGCGGUGGGGGUCCCUCUCACCCCGCAUUUCUUUCCUUCCCCAGACAGCCUCGCGUUUCGGCAACUUUUUCACGCCCGCAAUCACCAAUCCGCCGUCUACGGCUUCCACCUCCACGCUGUGGACGGCUACCUCCCCCCCCCGGUCGCGGAAAGCUACCGAAAAGCACAAGAAGAGGACUGGGGGGACGAUGUCGCCGAGAUCGACCCCAGCCUCCAUUACUACGACAACCCAACUGAAGAGGAAAAAGGCGGGGGAAAGAAACCCUCCAAGUCGCGCGCGAUUGAAGACCCUGAAACGCUCUACGACUUUCUCGUCCGCCUUCCGAUCGCGGAGGGAGGAGGGUUGGUCGAUACCAACGUGGAGCUCCUCGCGGCGCUCACGCGGGAGUGGGAAUGGGAGGCGGCUGGCGGAGUCUUCCAGACCGCCAUCCCCCCUCCGCGGUUUCUCUCCCCGCUACCUAAAGCCAUCCUCGUAGAGCUCCCACGCACCACGAAUGGCCCUGACGACGAAAAUGAAAAGAAUAACAAAAACGAUCAAGAAAAAGAACAAGAGGUGUCCGUGGAGGUGGCGCGACGGCGUUAUUGCUUCGAAUCCUCCACAGCCUACCGCGACGGCCGCGUUCACCUCGUCGAGGAGGAUGGCAUGCUUUUCUACUUUGCUUAUAAAAAGCGAGGCGGAGGAGAACGAGAAGCCGAAGAAGGGGACUUUCUCAUCCCGAUCACACCCGUGCGCGUGGUGGGUGUGCACGGGCUUCUCCCCUCGCGAUCGCGCGGCUCCCCGUGGCUGCGUGGAAAUGACACCACCCCUCUUGAGGAUGCCGUGCUGGAGCAGCUGCCGUUUCCGCCCCCGGUGCGUCGUCUUUGCCGUUUUAUCGAAGGAACAGUCGGGGAGCGGGUACUCAACCGCGUCGCCCUCGCGGAGCUGAAAACGUAUCGGGAGGUUUGCCAUCGCGCGGGGCUUCCGAACUCCCUCGUGCGGCCGAUCUGGGCGCUUUUUUUGAUGACGAACAUCCCGAGCCUGCAGUUGGUGCGGGAGAUGUACUACCGCGCCCGCGCCGCCGUCGCGGAGGUCGAACACGGCGAUCAACGCCUUCGACAGCAUAUCAUGUAUUUGGAUCGGGAGAACGACUUCGCGAAAUUUCUGCGCACGAAUUGGGAGGGCGGGAGUGGCGAACUGAGCCCUGAAAAUCUUGAUUCCACAGCAACCCCAUCGAGGUGGAUUCCAGACGUCAACGUCGAUCCCGCUCAACCAAAUAAAAAGGAGGAGGACGAAGGCGAUGAUUUAACCCGCCACCUACCACCGCCUAAUCCCCAACGACACGCUGGUGACGAAGAAUCUAAAGAAAUCAAUCCAGAAGGGGUAAAGGAGGAAAAACAGGGGCCAAAAGACCCCGUCAUUCCCUUCUUUCAGACGAGUUUUAAGCAGGAUUUCUCCUCUCGUCUAGAACCUUUCGCGCCGUACGCCUUGGAAUCCCUCUACAAGCCCGGGGCGGCAGAAAAUCUCGUAUUGCCGCCGCCGGGUUCGGGAAAACUUCCGAGUUACGUCCUACAAGAUGAACUGGAAAAGUGUGAGGAGGCCUCCCACAAGGGAAAAAAGCGUAUCUCACACAACAAACGCGAGAAUGACCCCUCGAUGAGCGAAAGUGAAGAAACAAAACCAUAUUGGGUUGCACUGUAUAAGGGGGGCAUGAUGGAGACGAUCCGAGGGCGCUCUUUAUUGUUUCGAAUUCGUCAAGACGCGCUUGAGGCGUUGUUGUACUACUUCUCGUUGGCCAUUGCGCCCAAUUUUAUCGCGGAGUACCUGGAGCCCACGGAUGCAACCAGCCUCACCUACUGUGGUCCCAUCCGGCUCUCCGGCGCGGUUGGGGAAAGUCCUGGUGACUUUGAUACACUCGAGCGUUCCGAUCUCCAUCCAGACGUCCUCACGGAGCACAUCGCGCGCGGGUUAAUGCCGAUUUUCAGCGCCUCCGAUCCAAGCCCGCACGCGAGGGGCCCCAGCGCCGAGCAUCGCCUGAAACGGAUGGUUUUACAGCCCCCUCCCGAUCCCGCCAGUCUGCUAGCGCUGCAGCAACAAUACGAACGUGAGCACGAGCACCACGUCAAAAGCUACGCCCCGGGCGACUUCCGGGAUGGGGAUUUGAUGGUGUACAACUGCGAUACAUUCACCUGGGAGCAUUACGAGCACGUACGCCUCAGGAUGCAAUUUGAACGCCUGGGAAUCACCUCCUACCCAACGGGUGAAGACCACUGCGGCAACCCCGCCACGAGCGUUCAAUGCGCACAAAAGGCUCCCUGCGCUCGCGCGGAGAAAGCGCUGGGGGAUCCAGGAAUGGAAGCGCGUGUGUUGUGCGUGGGCCUCGACAUCCUGCUGCUGAGCUGGUCUAAAUGGGUGAAAGACAACCGCUUUUUCGAGGACCGCAACGAUCCUGGUUGGUUACGGACGACGGAGACGCGCACCGGUCUCGUGCAGGUGGGUCGAUAUUUCAUUUGGAGCUGUCGUCUGAACCGCGAGCGGUUUUUGUACGGCGUCAUCCCGAAGUUCAUAAAAGAUCGCGUGAGGCGCAUGCGGCAUGCGAAUCGAAACAAAGAAACGACCGAGGCGAGGUCGAUCAUGGACCACCAAUGGGCGAGCAGCCGUAAAGCGCAGGACCAGCGGCCACAGGACGGACUAACGAAAUUGGUGGAAGAAUCGCAUCGCCACUGUGAUCGAUUGGCACCUCCCAAAGGUAAAAAAGAGAAGCUGUCUUCCGAAAUCACCGUGCCGGGUAUCCCCUCAAGGGUAAAGGGCGCCAAAAAAGGGAACGCCAAAUCGGCUGCGGAUUCCAUUCCAUGUGGAGCCGAGGACGAUGCAAUGUGCACCGUGGUACCAAUGAUAAAAUUGGAAAGACAGGAAAAACUCGUCCCCGACUGCGUAGCCGUAGAGAACAUCCCAUAUUACUCUUUCGGAUCCGAAACCGCGGUAGCCAUGGCAGAUUCUUACCCACACUACAACUCGAAUCGACGUCCUCACGAUCAUUUCGCCUCGUCGGUAAGCAUGAGCUCCUGGGGCACCUACCCACAUCAUGAAAUGAACGAUUUGAGCAGAAUCUAUAGUAUAAGUCCGCGUCACCUAACAAGUCUGUUAGACCAAUUCGCCUCCCCCCCUUUCCAUGCGUGUGGCUUUCCGAUCUCGAUGACCGAAACCCCCCUCGAUUACCACACCUCUCCCUCGUGGUCUUCAUUGACAAGAUCGGAUUCCUCCGCGAGCGUCGUCCAAGCGAAAGAAGGGGCGCGCUUCGGUCUCUACGACGACGCCGGGAACACCACCAUCCAGGUGAACAAACGCACGGAAAACCGCUACUUCCCACUCGACCCUUGCCCACCGUUAUCGCGUCCGGGGUCGAGCUGCACAGUGCCAGGGUCCUCUCCCUUCCCUCCUCCCCUUCCGUCCGGCGCCCCACGGGGUCGUCGGUGUUACGAGCGGCAUUGCUACUACCACAAGCACAUGCGCGGCCACAUCUCCCCGGUCGCCCUCGCCGAUGCGGUGGCGGUGAGUGGGAUUAACGUGCAAGUCCGCAUCCACUGCGGCCCGGACAGCUCGCAAUUGAACUCGUUGGCCUCGAGCCCGGUCGCGGAGCUGCCGGAGUGGCUAAUGCCGGGGAAGGAAUGA